This is a messenger RNA of Phytophthora nicotianae INRA-310, 1247 nucleotides long. RefSeq lists its product as hypothetical. The transcript has a single exon. Bases 11 to 1102 code for a protein of 363 amino acids. The record is from RefSeq and is a predicted model, not a curated record. NCBI's taxonomy places the organism in Eukaryota, Oomycota, Peronosporomycetes, Peronosporales, Peronosporaceae.
CGACGACGAAAUGAAGGAUGUACAUUAUCCUCUGUUCAUCUACCACACGCACUACAGUCGCGAGUUCGAACACAGCUUCUACCCGUCUCCUCCUGCAAACACAACGUCCGCGUCACUAGGCGAACAGUACGGAUACUACUUCUUCUCCAACUGGACGUCUGAUAAACCGACUGAUCCGUUCACCAACAAGAGAGGAAUCGUCGUGCAGCUUCAACAUGCCAAUCCGUACUACGAUGAUUCGUAUGCAGUCAACAGCGCUAACAUCGGACCGUACGGAGACGCCAUCACGUACGAGUUCCUACCAUAUCUCGAGAAGAAAUUCCGUGGUAUUGGUGAAGGAUGGGCGCGUACAAUGUACGGCGGGUCCACUGGCGGCUGGGAAUCCUUCGCCGUCCAGGUCUACUAUCCCGAAGAGUACAACGGUUGCUGGUCGUUCUGUCCUGAUGCGUUCGACUUCCACAGAUUCCAACAAGUGGAUCUCUUCGCUAACAAGAACGCUUACUAUGCUCGCGGUGACUGGACUCAGAAGGACCGCGGUGCUAAGCGUAACUAUCUCGGUGAUAUUCGAGAAACGAUGGCCGAAGAGAACCACCACGAACUCGCGAUGGGCUCACGAGGACGUUCCGGUGGUCAAUGGGAUGCGUGGCAAGCCGUGUAUUCUCCGUUAAACAACACGGACGGCUACCCUGCUGCCGUUUGGGAUAAACUUACAGGUGAGAUCAAUCCACAAGUCGUAGAAUACUGGGAAGCGCACUACGACGUUCGUGCCAAGCUCCAGCGUGAGUGGCACGCCCGGGGACUCGGUCACAAACUCGUCAACAAGCUGCACGUGUACGUGGGCGUCACCGACAGCUACUACCUGAACGACGCCGUUUUCCUGCUUGAAGACUUCUUGAAGACCACUACCGAGCCGUAUUACAACGGUUCUAUCGUGUACGGCGUCACGGACGGCCGUGGAUACGAACACUGCUGGACAGGCAGCUUCGAUCAGUCGCUGUCGCUUGGAUGGCAGACUGUCAACCAGCGGAUGACCCCGCAAAUGGUUGAUCACAUCGUACAGUCAGCACCCGAAGGCGCAGAUCUGAGCUUCACCUCGUACUGAUCCCAAGCUAGAUAGUUGCAAACUUUACAAGGUUGCAAUAGUUGUCAAUAAACCUGGUGUUGAAACAGUACACCCGUCGAAACUCUUAAGUGUUGACGCUAAGGACGCUCUGCUGUCGAGCAUCACCAGACCAUUUUCUGGUCGA